AUGACAACUCAAUGCUGUCCGAUAAAUCGAGUAGAGUUGAGUAGAGUUGGCGCAGUAGAGUGCACGUGCUUGCGAGAUCUAUUAAUUAUAAGUUAUCUGGCAUUAAUUAUACGGUACACCAGCAAUACUAGUGAUUGGAGCUUUACUAUUUAUAUUUGUAAUCCACAUAAGCUUCAACGAACCUACAGUAAUUCCAAGAGCGACAUUCGACGAAACAAGAAAUGGAUGUACAAGGAAUAUUGGAUUUAUUGUUUGAUGAUCCAUCAGAUGACGAUGAUAUUAUCUAUCACCUUCCACCUGAACGUCAGCAUCAUCCUAAGAUCCCAAAUUUUUUUGAAACUGUUGUGUUGACAUAUUCUUUAACAGAUUUUAAGUCACAUUUCCGAUUAGAAUUAAAUACUUAUGAAAGAUUAGUACAAAACCUUGGACCUUAUUUACAUCGCGCGCUUGGUGCUGCAAAAAUGUCUCCUGAUAAACAAAUUGCUAUAACGUUAUGGUGCCUCGGUAAUCAGGAAGUUUACAGAUCAGUAGCAGACAGAUUUGGAGUAUCCAAAGAUACCGUUUGGAAAACUAUAUUUGAAGUUAUGAUGGUACUCACUGCAGACGCUCAGAGGUACAUUAAAUGGCCUGAACCUCAUGCAAUGGUACAUUUUGAACGUGAAUUUCGUCAAUUAAGUGGCUUCCCUGGGACAAUUGGAGCAAUUGAUGGCUGUCAUAUAGCUAUAAACGCACCAAUUGAAAAUUCAGAUAGUUAUAUUAACCGUAAAGGUUUCCACUCGAUAGUACUACAAGGCAUUUGUGACUAUAAAUUACGAUUUAUAGAUGUAUUUACGGGUAUAUGUGGUAGUGUUCAUGAUGCUAGAGUUUGGCGUUUAAGUGAUAUCAGACAAUUAAUAACUAACGAUGAAAAUAGAUACUUUCAAAAUCAAUACCAUUUGUUAGGUGAUUCAGCAUAUCCUUUAUCAAGAUAUAUGUUAACACCUUAUCGAGAUAAUGGUCAUUUAAAUAAUACACAACGAAAUUUUAACACUAACCACUCAAAAACACGUGUAGUCAUUGAGCGUACAUUUGGGAUUCUAAAAGCAAGAUUUCGAAAAUUAAAAUACGUUUAUAUGUAUAAUACAGAAAUGAUUCCCUUGGUUAUCCUUAGUUGUUGUAUCUUACAUAACAUAUGUAUAGAAAAUGAGGAUGCACCUAUAGAAGAUGAACCAAUAGAACUUAAUCCCAUGGAAAUGCUAAUUAAUAACGAAGUUGUAUUUAUGAACGGUGCAGAAAAAAGAGAUGAAAUUUCUCAUUUAUUGUAA
This is a messenger RNA of Trachymyrmex cornetzi, 1304 nucleotides long. Its product is annotated as putative nuclease HARBI1. The transcript is spliced from 5 exons. Lineage: Eukaryota; Metazoa; Arthropoda; Insecta; Hymenoptera; Formicidae. The coding region runs from base 222 to 1304 and encodes 360 amino acids. The record is from RefSeq and is a predicted model, not a curated record.